UCUCCUGCCCAAACAAAAACACGGUUUAUACAUUCACUCUCACUCUCACUUUCACUCAGCCUCACAGUCACCCAUGGUCGUCCAUCUAACCCACCCUCACCGGCGAACCGACGACCAAUCCCGACGGCGACCCAGACAGCGAACCCACUCGUGACCCCACGACGACCAUAGCUCCACCACUCCAGCCUCUAUGCUUCGUGAACUCCACCACCAUCGGUUGAGCAAAGAUCUCUUCUUCACGAACCGGGUUGGUCUUCGAACGUCUGAAAUAAAGAAAUUUAGAUAUGGCUUCUUCUUCUACUAACAGUAGCAACAUCAGAUUAAAACCGAGACUGUGUAAUUGUGGAAGAACAGCUGCCAUACAUAUUGUAAGAACCAAUGAGAAUGGAAAUAAAGGGCAUUUGUUCUUUGUUUACCCAUCAAAACAUACUGAAACUCCCAAUUGCAAUUACUUCAAGUUCGUGGAUGAAGAUGAUGAAGAUGUUACGUCCACAAUUCGUUCCAACACUAGAGCUUCUGAUGGUGUGACAGUAGAAGAAUUUAACGAGCUGAGGAGGAGGCUGUAUGACGUAGAAAAUGAACAUGAAGACUAUGGUCGAAGGCUUCGAAUGGUGGAAAAUAUUUUGAAGGCGAUGGUGUAUUUGAUUGUGUUUUCAAUACUUUUGUACUUUAUGAUGUAAUGUUAUUAUGGAUUUAUGGAUUUAAUGUUAUUAUGGAUUUA
Molecule: messenger RNA, 721 nt
Organism: Camellia sinensis
Lineage: Eukaryota; Viridiplantae; Streptophyta; Magnoliopsida; Ericales; Theaceae
Source: RefSeq, a predicted model, not a curated record